CCAUCUCGUGCAGGCUAUCGGUCGACCCAAACAAUCGGAGAUCUCUCACACAUCCUCUGUUGCUCGAUUUAGCUUCACCACGAACAUGGGGUUCGGCGAUUUCAAUUCCAUAUGCGAGAAGGCGCCGCUGCCUCUGUGCUCGUUGGUCGGCCCGCCCUCCUCCAUAUCGGGCUCGACCGGCAUCAUACCCAACUGCUAUGCGCGGAACAUCGAGGUCGCCAACACCAUCAUCUUCGAAGGUGCUGCGUGCUUCCUUCACUUGAUUGCGCUGGGUAUGACCGUGAUCAUGAUUCUACACAUCCGGUCCAAGUUCACUGCCGUCGGUCGCAAGGAAAUCAUCACAUUCUUCUACAUUUACAUGCUCCUAACCAUGUGUUCCCUGAUCCUCGAUGCGGGAGUAACUCCCCCCGGCAGUAGCCCGUUCCCAUACUUUGCCGCCGUGCAGAACGGCCUGGUCUCGGCACUGUGCACAUCCCUGCUCGUCAAUGGAUUUGUCGGCUUCCAGCUCUACGAAGACGGGACAUUCCUCUCCGUCUGGCUUCUACGGUUAACCUCCGCGGCGAUGUUCCUCGUAUCCUUCCUGAUCUCCCUCGCGACCUUCAAGUCAUGGGGCGGCCUCGGGCCAACCAACACCGUCGGCAUGUUCGUUGUAACAUACCUUCUAAAUGCCAUUUGCAUCGCCAUCUACCUGGUCAUGUCACUUUUGCUCGUCAUGAACACGCUCGAAGACCGCUGGCCUCUAGGUCACAUCGCAUUCGGUCUAGGGGUCUUUAUCUGCGGCCAGGUGCUUCUCUACGCAUUCAGCGAUCUGAUCUGUGAUAAUGUGCAGCACUACAUGGAUGGGCUAUUCUUCGCCACCUUCUGCAACCUCCUCGCCGUCAUGAUGGUGUAUAAAUUCUGGGACUACAUCACCAAAGAAGAUCUCGAAUUUUCCGUCGGAAUCAAACCCAACACCUGGGAAGUCAAGGAACUCCUUCCCGAAGACGAUCGCCGCCAAACCGCAUACCAGGAUGCAGGCUCGGAGUAUGCCGGGAGCAUGUAUCAUCACCACCGGGCUUCCACCUAUCACACCCACAACAAGAACUAUUAGCCUAUUCAAGUCGUGUCGGUGUGUAUUUUACACUUUUCUCCCUUUCCUUUCCCCUGCCGUGAAACGUCCAACCGCACGCUCUAUCCGAUGUCGAUGUCUCUACCGCCCGACCUUCGCCGAAUGAUUUCUCUGCCGCCCGUCCUCCAUCCCCGGGCUAUCCCUGCAGUGCAGUGCAGUCGCAUGCAGCGCAGCCAUAGAUCAUUCAAACCUAC
Aspergillus heteromorphus CBS 117.55 is the source of this 1302-nucleotide messenger RNA. RefSeq names its product chitin synthase export chaperone. NCBI's taxonomy places the organism in Eukaryota, Fungi, Ascomycota, Eurotiomycetes, Eurotiales, Aspergillaceae. The transcript has 3 exons. Bases 86 to 1090 code for a protein of 334 amino acids. Gene Ontology annotation, cellular component: endoplasmic reticulum membrane. The record is from RefSeq and is a predicted model, not a curated record. Gene Ontology annotation, biological process: protein folding.